Molecule: messenger RNA, 2421 nt
Organism: Medicago truncatula (barrel medic)
Lineage: Eukaryota; Viridiplantae; Streptophyta; Magnoliopsida; Fabales; Fabaceae
Product: zinc finger MYM-type protein 1-like
Exons: 4
Coding region: 1-2421 (806 amino acids)
Molecular function (GO): protein dimerization activity
Source: RefSeq, a predicted model, not a curated record
AUGGCUUUUGGGCAGUGGCGGAGGCUUGUAUGGGCUGAGGUGGGCCAUGGCCCACCCCCAAAUAUUGGGAAAUUACGAAAAUACCCUCAGCUUAUUUUGUUUUUCCAAGUGACCCACAACAUUCUCACUUCAGACUUUUCCCCUUCCACUUCCUCUGUUACAGCACACACUUCUUCUCAUUCUUUGAAGCGCGACCGCCACACUUCUUCCCCUUCUGCCGCAAAAGUUAAGAAGAAGAAGAGUGUAACACUUGAUCAUUUUUAUAAGAAGAGAGUUUGUGAGAGUGAAAGAGAUGAACAAGGAAUGACUCCUCCAUCUCAACCUAUUAAAGUUCCAAGAAUUGAAGAAGACAUAACUCAUAUGACUCAACCUGUUGAUGUUCAAAGAAUUGAAGAAUUGCAUAACGCGGGUGAUUUUUUGAAUUCUUUAGAACGUGAUCCUGGAAAGCGUUCCCCAAUAUGGACAUUUCCAGCAAAUCAUGUGGAUGAAAUACGAAGAGCUUAUCUAAAUUGGGGUCCAUAUCAAAAGAAUAUCCUUUGUCUGGUACAGGAGAUCAUCCAAGACGGUUUUAGAGGUUGGAAGAGAGUUAGAGAUGGAAAGAAUUGUGCUUUUCUUAAGCACAUUGGGAAGGAUCCUUGCUCACAUCACAACAAUGCAGUGAAAGCUUGUAAUGACUUGUUGAAUCAAAGGGCACACAUUAGACAUGGAUUUCAAAAACAAAGCUCAAGUCAAAUUAUGAAUAACCGACUACGUCUCAAGGCUUCAAUUGAUGUUGUUCGUUGGUUAACACUUCAAGCUUGUGCUUUUAGGGGUCACGACGAAAAGGUUAUAUCAAAAAACCAAGGUAAUUUUCUUGAGUUGCUAAAACUUUUGGCCUCUUAUAAUGAUGAAGUUGCACAAGUUGUGUUGAAUAAUGCUCCAAAGAAUGGAAAAUAUACUUGCCAUCAAGUUCAAAAAGAGCUCUUGGCAAUUCUUUCUAGUAGAGUGAAAAAACAUAUCCGUGAGGAAAUUGGUGAUUCCAAGUUUUGUAUCAUUGUAGAUGAAGCUCGCGAUGAGUCACAAAAGGAACAAAUGGCUCUUGUGUUAAGAUUUGUUGAUAAAGAUGGUUUAAUACAAGAGCGAUUUUUUGAUAUGAGAUGUGUUACCAGCACUACAUCUUUAAGUCUUAAGGAAGCGGUGUGUGAUAUACUUUCUCGACAUAACCUUGAUGUUUCUAACCUUCGUGGUCAAUGGUAUGAUGGUGCAAGCAAUAUGAGAGGAGAAUGGAACGGUUUACAAGCAUUGUUUAUGAAGGAUUGUCCUUAUGCAUACUACAUCCAUUGUUUUGCUCAUAGAUUACAACUUGCCUUGGUUACUGCAUCAAGAGAAGUCAAACCAAUUCAUAAAUUCUUUGAGAAACUGACUUUUAUUGUCAAUGCUGUUUGUUCUUCUCCUAAGAGACAUGAUGAGUUACAAGCUGCCCAACUAAAAGAAAAUGAAUAUUUGUUGGAAAUUGAAGAGAUUGUACCUGGUAAAGGUGCAAACCAAAUUGGUACUGUGAAACGGGCAACAGAUACUCGAUGGGGAUCACAUUUUAGUUCUAUUUGUAGCUUGAUCCGCAUAAAUAUGGGGAUAACAGAUGUGCUUUGUCAAGCCUUGCAACUACAAGCUCAAGAUGUAGUUAAUGCUAUGUUUCUGGUUCGUAACACAAAAACUCUUAUUCAACAAUUGAGAGAAGAUGGUUGGGAUAAAUUACUUGCUAAUGUGAGAUAUUUUUGUGUAAGACAUGCUAUUGAGAUUCCUGAUCUCGAUGAUUUGCAUUCAACAACAAGAUUUGGACGCUCUCGUCUCGAAGAUAACCAGGUAACAAUAGAGCACUAUUUUAGAGUUGAAAUAUUUUUUACUACCAUUGAUAAACAAUUACAAGAGUUGAAUAGUAGAUUUAGUGAGGAGGCAAUGGAUUUGUUAACUCUAAGUUGUGCUUUGACUCCUAAGGAUAGUUAUAAAGCUUUUGAUGUUGAUACUAUUUGCACUCUUGUUGAUAAAUACUAUCCCAUGGAUUUCAAUGAUCAAGAGAAGAUUCACUUGUGUUAUCAACUCGAGCAAUUCAUUGUUGAUGCCCGCAAAGAACCAUGUUUGAAGAAUUUAUCAACUAUUCAAGAAUUAUGCUCGUGUUUGGUUGCAACUGAGAGGAAUAAAAUUUACUUCUUGAUUGAUAGACUACUCCGCCUUAUCAUGACUCUUCCAGUUUCUACAGCCACAACUGAGAGAUCUUUUUCAGCAAUGAAGAUUAUCAAGACUAGGUUGAGAAACAAGAUGGGAAGUGGGUUUCUAAAUGAUACCAUGACAGUUUAUAUCAAAAGGGAAAUUAGUGCAAGUAUUAGUUAUGAGUCAGUUAUUGAUGAUUUCAAGUUAGUUGGAUCGCGUAACGACUUAUUUUAA